This is a messenger RNA of Drosophila melanogaster (fruit fly), 1094 nucleotides long. RefSeq lists its product as uncharacterized. The record is from RefSeq and is marked reviewed. The transcript has 2 exons. Bases 35 to 1057 code for a protein of 340 amino acids. Gene Ontology annotation, biological process: proteolysis. Lineage: Eukaryota; Metazoa; Arthropoda; Insecta; Diptera; Drosophilidae. Gene Ontology annotation, molecular function: peptidase activity; hydrolase activity; serine-type endopeptidase activity.
GAUUUGCAUCCCACUGAGCAAAUGUGAACCUCUUAUGAAGAUUCUACAUCCCCGGAACAUGACAAACGAUCAAAAAUCACAGUACCGGAACAAACUAUGCAACAUUAAUCCUUUUGCCCACGAGCUAGUGCACAUGGUUUUUACCUGCUGCCCGAUGGUUGCAGGGGAUAAACUACCAGAUAGCAGGGUCUGCGGACAGAGUCCUCCUUCGUCAUAUAUCGUAGGCGGCAUGGAGGCACAGUCCAACCAGUUUCCCUGGACAGUCCUGCUGGGUUACGAAGCCUACACAGCAAAGCAGCGACCGUCUCCCAUGUGUGCGGGCUCCUUGAUCGCCAGUCGCUAUGUGCUGACGGCAGCCCAUUGUUUGAAUGUGAAUGACUUCUACGUGGCACGUGUGCGCCUGGGCGAGCAUGACACCGAGAACGAUCCCGACUACACCUGGCUGCCGAAUGGAGCCAAGAUAUGGGCUCCAGCGCACGUGGACAUCGAUGUGGAUCUGAGGGUUCCGCACGAGCAGUACUACACGAGAAAUGGAAGACACUACAACGACAUUGCUCUGUUGCGUCUGAAGAGUCGGGUGAAAUACACUCUUCAGAUCAGACCCAUUUGCAUUUGGCCUGGCAUUGAAUUGUCAACUUCCUCCUUCAAAAACUUCCCUUUUCAAAUUGCCGGCUGGGGCGAUUCGGGUCUGCAGCAAAAAAGCACCGUACUUCGCCAAGGCACCAUCAGUGGAAUGAGUCCGGAUGAAUGCUUGAAUCGGUAUCCAACACUGCUCGUCGAUAAGGACAUCCAGAUAUGUGCCAUGGGAUGGGAUGGCACCGACACCGGACUGGGAGAUUCCGGUAGCCCGCUGAUGGCUUCGGUGGGCAGGGGUGCUGAUCAAUUUUAUUACCUAGCCGGAAUAACGUCCUACGGAGGGGGACCCUCCAGUUACGGAUAUGGGCCAGCGGUUUACACGAAAACUUCCUCAUAUUAUGAGUGGAUAAAGAAGAAAAUCAAUGAUAUCGCUGAAGAUGAACGUAAAAUGAAAUACAAAUCUGUAAGAAUACCAAUUUAAUUUAACGUUAUUAAAAUGAUACUUUUUAUGCAUGCAG